Molecule: messenger RNA, 2344 nt
Organism: Megalops cyprinoides (Indo-Pacific tarpon)
Lineage: Eukaryota; Metazoa; Chordata; Actinopteri; Elopiformes; Megalopidae
Gene: b4galt3
Product: UDP-Gal:betaGlcNAc beta 1,4- galactosyltransferase, polypeptide 3
Exons: 7
Coding region: 541-1755 (404 amino acids)
Biological process (GO): galactosylceramide biosynthetic process; carbohydrate metabolic process
Molecular function (GO): glycosyltransferase activity
Source: RefSeq, a predicted model, not a curated record
AAACAUGAACCAGGUGAGAGAGACUGGGCUGGAGGAGCACUGCCACCUGGAUGGUCGGCUUUGACACCACCCGGACUGCGCUGGACCGCAACAGAGAAUAAAUCACCGCCCCCCACCCCACCCGAUAAACGCACCAGUUCUGAAGUUUCUGAAGUGGCCGGUUCUACUUUGCACACAUAUCUCGUGAUGCGUUUUUUCGUCUUGUCGACCUCUCCCGUUAUCCGCUUGCCCUGAUUUCCCUCAGGCCUGCUCCCUCGCUUCCUCUCCAUUAUCUCCUCCUCCCCAUUACCCUUCUUUCUCAUUCGUUCUUAUUUUCUCUCUUAUUUUUCUCUCUCUAUGUAGUUUUCCUAAUUGACAGAUCCGGUGUUGUCAGCUCAAGUCAUCCUGCAUCAUCUGACACCCACUUCCCCAUUUCUUUUUAGGCCCUGUCUGUAAUAUCGUUGGCCUCCAUCUCCCUACCCCACACCUUGUUGUCUUUUCUGCCAUUGCCCUGCUGGGCCCUCAGUCCCUCAGUCCCUCGCGCCAUAGCUGUUUCACACCAUGGUGUGUUUCGGACGGCCCCUCGACUCGCCCUGCACCCUCGCCUUGUUAGUCGGCUUCCAGUUUGCCUUCGUGGUCUACUUCUCCCUCGGGGGCUUCCGGGGCCUAGUCUCAGUCUUGGUGCACUCCGCUGAGCCGGAGUUUGACUACUCACGCCCCCAUGACGUCUACACGAACCUCAGCCAGCUGGGGGCGCUGUUUUCCUCACACACCGGUGCCCCAGGGAAGGGUGAGCAACUGAAGGACUGCCACGUGCCAUCUCCUCUUCUAGUGGGUCCUGUGUCUGUGCGGCUGUCUGUCCCCCUCUCCCUGGAGGAGAUCCGGGAGAGGAACCCCCUUGUGACCCUGGGGGGCCGGUACCGCCCCCCGGACUGUGAGCCCCGCCACCACACUGCCAUCGUUGUGCCGUACCGCAACAGGCAGGCACACCUGCGCACCCUGCUGUACCACCUCCACCCGUUCCUGCAGAGGCAGCAGCUCCAUUACAGCAUCUACAUCGUGCACCAGAUGGGAAACUCGACCUUUAACCGCGCAAAGCUGCUCAACGUGGGUGUUCGUGAGGCGCUGCGGGAUGAGGACUGGGGCUGCCUGUUCCUGCACGACGUCGACCUGCUGCCCGAGAACGACCACAACACCUACACCUGCCACCCACAGCACCCCACUCACCUGUCCGUGGCCAUGGACAAGUUCCGAUACAGGUUGCCAUACUCCCAGUAUUUCGGAGGGGUGUCAGCUGUAACUCCCGACCAGUACCUCAGGAUGAAUGGCUUCCCUAACCAGUACUGGGGCUGGGGGGGGGAAGACGACGACAUCGCUGCCAGGGUACGUCUGUCGGGAAUGAAGAUCGUUCGCCCCUCAGUGGCAGUGGGCCACUACAAGAUGAUAAAGCAUAAAGGCGACAAGGGCAACGAGCAGAACCCACGCAGGUUUGAUCUGUUGAAGAGGACCAGGAUAAACUGGCGGUCUGAUGGCCUCAACUCCCUCACCUAUGAACUCCUGUCCAAACAGCUGGAGCCCCUGUACACCAACCUGUCUGUCAAUAUCGGGGAGGACCCUCGCCAGUCUCUGAAGAAGGCCACACCUCCCAGAAAAGUUACACCCCCUCCAACCAAACUCACAGAAAAGGGCAUAGCUCUGACCAGAGCUGCAAAAACAGACCAAGCCCAGUUGGGAGGGGCGAAUAAGACUUCUGUGGAAAGGGGAGUGGUUAAAUAGGAAAGAGGGUAUUCCGAGGACAAGGAAGAUGUGAUCAUGCUGUGACAACUCCAUUCAAAAGGGAUCUCAUGAUUAUAACUCUGUGAGUGUAAUUCAUGAAGACACCAUUUAAAAAAACAAUACUUAAGUAUUAGUUUCUUCUUUUGGUCUGAAUCUCUUCUUCACCCAUAUCUACAUAAAUGAACGGAAAAACAAUGGGAUAUAUGUACAUUAACUGCAUAUACACAGGCUCUUUCCUUCCUGAGAAAUGGGUAUAGUAAGUCAACAUUAACAAUUGUUUGAAUAACAUUCAACACAUUGUUUGACAGUGGAAUGUAAGGCCUUCAUGUCUGUUGGCCAUUUUUGUUGGGUGGCUGCUGGAUUUGACCUCAUAUUUUGUAAAUAUGUGCCCUAAAUGAGUUGCUGUCUACAGGCCAUCACACUGUAUGGAAAGAGCUCUGUAGACUUGCGUCGACCUGUUGAAAUCCUCUAUACUCCUCCAAGGAAGCUGCUGCCAAAUGCUGCUGUUUACCACCACAGUGUGGGUUUUGUUUCUGUGCCUUUUUUAUCAUAGAUGUUGGUUUUAUAUUUGUGUCGAAUCGUUAGCUCC